CCCCUCGCCGCCGCAAACCAACCCCUCACCUCUCGCAAUCACGAGUAGACAGCGAUGGGGCGACGGGGCGGACAGCGAUGCCGGCGUUCUUCUCGAGCGAAUUUGACCUCGACCUCGACGGGGCAACGAGGUGGAAAGCGUCGCCGGCUUCCUCCUCCGGCGAAUUCGUUUGUCAGUAUAGCUGAGUCACCGCCCGACGCCGUUCUCUACUUAAUCCAUCGGACGCCGAAAGAAACCCUAGCUUAUUAUACCACAUGUAGAUGUGGCAAGGCUAUUUGUGCUCUAAGAAAACCAAGUUGGCUUGGAUCCCGGAAGCCCCGCUCGAGUCAGGUUGCGUGGAUAGAGAAGGGGCAGGCUUUAGGUCAACGGCCGCGCCGCCCGGCCCGUGGUCCAUACAAGCACGCUGCCGCCUAAGGGCAUGUAGUUGUUAGGCUGCCGUGGAUCGCCCUAAGCUGAUUCAGCUAGGGUUGACGGCUGGGAGCGUUAAGAAUCCAAAAUUACUCAGACCCGUCUAUGUUCUAAGGGGAUUAGGUUGGAGGCACCAGCCCGAUCUGUUUAGUCCUCCAUUUCAGCUUGGGUUUCUUUAGGGUUUCGGAUGAUGGGACAAGAAACUCCCAAACAGCUGCUGAUUUGGGGAAUCAUGGGUUGAUCAUGGUGUUGUUUGAGACACCCUCGGGCUUUGCAAUUUUCUAUUUUGACGGGAUCAGCCUCUACGAACCAGAUGCCAUGGAGAAUAUAUGGGCGCACUUCGUCACGGAAUAUAGGGCAAGCCAUGUCAUUUGGCGAAAAGACUUUCAAGUUUUUAAGGACAAGUCUGAUGCCAUUAACCAUGAUAGUGGUCUUAACAAUCAGCUUACUAACAUGCUCUUGAAGUGGUACCAACCUGGGCAGAAACUUGCUGUUGGCAAGAUUGAAUAUAAAAUAGUCAUUGAAGCAAACUUGGGAAUAUCCUGCCUGUUUGAUGAACCUGUAAUGGAGCUGAUGCGUGGGCUGAACUAUCUCAUGCAUAGUGUAGUUCCUGAAGAAAAAUCAAAGCUAGCCGAGGAGCACUGCCUCCAGACGAGUCAAGGGCUGAAAAUGCUCCUUCAUCGUUAUGGCUUUGAUAUAAAACCGGAGAUGGUUAAUGAUUGCAUUAUUGUGACAGCAUGCAACUUAUAUGAUUCUGAUUGUUGUUUAAAGAAUCAAUUUAAGAGUUUGCGCCUUGCUAGUCACUUCCUUCAGGAUGUGUCAUCCAUUAAUUUUCAAGACUGGGACAUAUUGAAACUUGCAACAGCUCUGAAGAUGGUAUGUUACCCUGAAGACGAUAUCUUGUUUGGUAAUCCUGAUGAGAUGUUUUCAACAGAUGAGUUAUCAAAGUUAGUGGCUGAUGCACAUAAAUACGAAGACAGUGGGAUCAUUAAAGGAGCUAUUUUGAGGCUCUAUAAUUUAGUGGUGUAUCUCCUUAAUUGUAAGGCAAAGUAUCAGAGGAGAUUGGCCUCCUUCGUCAAGGAGGCUAAAGAAUCAUAUGAAGCUGAGCAAGUUGUUAGAGAGAGGGGUUCCCUUCGAACUGAUGCUUUUGAAGCGGACAUACAAGUUGGGGUACAAAUGGUUGCAGGAUAAGGUCUUAGUGUUGGAUCAGUUUCUGCCCAUUCGUAGUGAUUUCUUCCGUUAGCAAUUGCUCUCCAGCUGUAGCUGAUAUCGUGAGGAUCUAUGUGCUUUUAUAUUUAACUUUCGAACUUAUUGAAGUUGGCAUGAGCGUUUCUAUGUGCUUUUAUAUUUAACUUAGAACUUAUUGAAGUUGGCA
Molecule: messenger RNA, 1783 nt
Organism: Triticum aestivum (bread wheat)
Lineage: Eukaryota; Viridiplantae; Streptophyta; Magnoliopsida; Poales; Poaceae
Product: nucleolar protein 58
Exons: 7
Coding region: 652-1599 (315 amino acids)
Cellular component (GO): small-subunit processome; box C/D methylation guide snoRNP complex
Molecular function (GO): snoRNA binding
Source: RefSeq, a predicted model, not a curated record